Fusarium keratoplasticum is the source of this 2787-nucleotide messenger RNA. RefSeq names its product Histone-lysine N-methyltransferase, H3 lysine-36 specific. Gene Ontology annotation, cellular component: chromatin; nucleus; chromosome. Gene Ontology annotation, biological process: regulation of DNA-templated transcription. The transcript is spliced from 3 exons. Lineage: Eukaryota; Fungi; Ascomycota; Sordariomycetes; Hypocreales; Nectriaceae. The coding region runs from base 1 to 2787 and encodes 928 amino acids. Gene Ontology annotation, molecular function: histone H3K36 methyltransferase activity; protein binding. The record is from RefSeq and is a predicted model, not a curated record.
AUGGAGGAUGACGAGUAUACGACCAGCAAAAUGGGGGAAAUCAAGCUCGAGGAGGGCGCGAACGGCGCGCGCGUGAAGCAGGAAGGCAGCGCUUCCAUGUCCACUACCAACGAUAGCCACGACGGAUCCCGAUCGCCAACCGCGUCACACGAUGGUGUCAAGUCGCGCAGCGAAAGCGCGGACACGCCGAGCUCGACCAAGCCUCCAAGGUUGUCUCGAAAAGCCUCCCAGAAAUUGGCCGCCACCCGCGAACCCGUCCUUUUCGACCACCUUCCGGACGUGACCACCGAGUCCUACAACUUCUUCCAGGUCAUACCCGACUGUCUUUACGGCUCAAAGCACCUCGGAUCUACAGAUAACGACUCCCUGGACUGCGAGUGUCGAGAGGAAUGGCGCGAUGGCGAGAACCUUGCUUGUGGCGAGGAUUCGGAUUGCAUCAACCGAGCGACCAAGAUGGAGUGCAGCGCCGAGGCUGGAAAUUGUGGAGGCGGCUGCCAAAACCAGCGAUUCCAGCGCAAGCAAUACGCCACUGUGUCUGUCAUCAAGACGGAAAAGAAGGGAUUUGGACUUCGAGCGGACGCGGACCUGCAGCCCAACGACUUUGUCUAUGAGUACAUCGGCGAGGUGAUCAACGAGCCCACUUUCCGGCGUCGUAUGCUUCAGUACGAUGAAGAGGGCAUCAAGCACUUCUACUUUAUGUCUCUGAACAAGAGCGAAUUUGUGGACGCAACCAAGAAGGGAAACCUGGGUCGCUUCUGCAACCACUCGUGCAACCCCAACUGCUAUGUGGACAAGUGGGUGGUUGGAGACAAGCUUCGGAUGGGCAUCUUCACAUUGCGCAAGAUCCAGUCCGGCGAAGAAUUGGUCUUCAACUACAACGUCGAUCGAUAUGGCGCUGAUCCUCAACCCUGUUACUGCGGCGAGCCAAACUGCGUGGGCUUCAUCGGCGGCAAGACACAAACUGAGCGCGCCACUAAAUUGCCGACCGCCACAGUCGAGGCGCUCGGUAUUGAUGGUGGUGACGGUUGGGACACGUCGGUUGCAAAGAAGCCUCGGAAGAAGAAGCCUGACGAGGACGACGAGGAAUACGUCAACAGCAUACAGCCGCGUAGCCUCAGCGAAGACGACGCCCGAAAGGUCAUGGCUACCCUUAUGCAGUGCAAAGAGAAGUGGAUCGCCGUCAAGCUCCUCGAACGUAUCCAGCGAUGCGACGAUGAGCGUGUCAUCCACUGUGUCAUGCGGAUGCACGCCUACCAGAUUCUCAAGACAACACUCAACACCUUUCUUGACGAUCACAACCUUGUCAUUCAGAUCCUGACAAUACUUGACAAGUUCCCUCGCUUGACGAGGAACAAGAUUCAGGACUCCAAGAUCGAGGCGACAGUUGAAGGCUUAACACGAUCCGACAAUGAAGACGUGGCAACCCGGUCCAAGAAGCUCCUCGAUGAAUGGAGCAAGUUGGAGAUGGGCUAUCGAAUUCGACGACGGAAGUUUGAUCCCAAUGCGCCCACUGCUAACUCGUUUGAGGAGCGCAGGGGAGCAGGCCGAGAGGAUGAGGCAGCCCAGUCGACGUCCAAGACUACAUCGCCAUUCAACAACGUUGAAGUGCCAAAGGGUCCUCGGAAUAGUGUGCCCCAGAGGAACAAUGCCUUCUUCCACAAUGGCGGACGCCCGCGACGAGCACCCUUCAACGCAGCGCUACCUCGGGGGUGGUUCACUGCCAAGGAUGCAGCGGGUAACACUUACUUCUAUAACAAGCAGGGGGUUACCACUUGGCAGAAGCCGACCCAGCCAGCUGCAGAGCCAGUUGCAAAGGCACCAUCCAAAGCCAUGAAGGAGCAAUUAGCUAUCCAGAGCAUCAUCGAUCAAGUCACAGAGAAGGGGACACCGAAACAUCCCACAGUCUCAACACCCAAAGCCGCUGAAACUCCGACUAAGGAGCCCAAGCCAGAGAAGUGGCGGUCUCUCCCAAUCGAAAAGCAAAUGAAGAUUUACGAGAAUACGCUAUUCCCUCAUAUCAAGCAUGUGCUCGACAAAUUCCAUCACAAACUUCCUAAGGAGGAGCUCAAGCGGCUAGGCAAAGAUAUUGCCAAGAAGCUUGUCGCUUCGGAUUAUAAGAAUAAUCGAGUGGGCGAUCCCAGCUCACCACUCAGUGACAAGCAGGCCAAGAAGAUGAAGAAGUUUGUCAACGACUUUUUGGACCGCGCCGUGGAGAAAUACGGUGAGCAUCAGAAGCGCAAGGCCGCCCGAGCGGCACAAAAGCAGACCAAGGAUGGCGAAGGCCUUGACGGAAGGGCAGAUCGCAAUGGAGGUUCUGCUGCUGACAGACUGGCCGGUUCUUCUCACGCAAAGGACGACGUGCCUAUGGCGGACGAGGUGGACGAGGCUGCAUUGUCAGACAAUGAUGGUCCUAGGUCCUCGACCAGCCCUGAUCGUAAACGGAAGCGAGAAGUUGAAGUUGAGGCGUCAGGAUCCCCGUCUCUUGCUUCAUCUGAGGGGCCGACAGUGAAAAGGGUGAGGGAGGACGAGAUGGAUGAACCUAGCCCACCACCACCCCCUCCUCCUCCUCCGCAAUCAGCCAUGGAGGAUGUCAUCACUGCUGAACAGCAGGCCCUCCGUGAGCAGGAGGAGGCCCUCAUGAGGGAAAACGAGGAGGCACAGAGACUCGAGGACGAAGCCAACCGCACCAAGUGCACGGAAGAUGCCAUAAGGGGCGCCGAGGAGGACGCACCGAUUGCUUCGAACGAGCCAUCCCAGCUGAGCCAUGAAGCCCAGGGAUCGGUGUAA